Messenger RNA from Drosophila miranda, 3240 nucleotides. Its product is annotated as mitotic checkpoint serine/threonine-protein kinase BUB1 beta-like. The record is from RefSeq and is a predicted model, not a curated record. Gene Ontology annotation, biological process: mitotic spindle assembly checkpoint signaling; meiotic sister chromatid cohesion, centromeric. Lineage: Eukaryota; Metazoa; Arthropoda; Insecta; Diptera; Drosophilidae. The transcript is spliced from 3 exons. Gene Ontology annotation, molecular function: protein kinase activity. Bases 118 to 2955 code for a protein of 945 amino acids.
UUCAUGUUUUUUGCCAUCCCUAGCAUUUAUUUCGGCGCGUAUAUUUCAUUUACAGUUGUGUCGGUCGUUCCAUUUUUUUCUUGUUUUAUUAGUUUUGUUUUCGAAUGAAAAACUAAGAUGGACUUUGACACCGCAAAGGAAAACAUCCAGCCUUUGGCCAGCGGUCGCAAUGUGAGCUUGCUGCAGGCGUCCCUCGCCCAGGACCCCACACAAAGCCAGGAGCUGCUGGCGCAGCGCAAGCAAAUGGAGAAGGACGUGGACACAUACACUGGCAGUGAUCCGCUGGAGCCGUGGUAUACGUACAUCUGCUGGAUUGAGCAGAGCUAUCCGGCGGGCGGCACCGGUUCUGGCCUGCAGACGGCCCUCUACCAAUGCCUGGCCAAAUUCGAGCAGGACGAGCGCUACAGACAGGACAGGCGGCUCAUCAAGCUCUUCAUCAAAUUCAUGGAGAAGCAGGAGGAUCAGAUCGAGUGCUACCAGCAGCUGUACAACAGCGGAAUCGGCACAAUGCUGGCGGACUUGUACAUUGCCUGGGCAUACAGCUACGACCUGAGCGGCAACAUGCGCAAGGCCGACGAGAUCUUCCGCCUGGGCCUCUCCUGCCGGGCCGACCCGCUGGAAGAGUUGAAGGAGGCCCAUCAGCAUUUCAACUACGCGGUUGCUCAGCGCAUGCUCUAUUCCGAUGGUGAUGAGGCCAAUGCUGUGACCCAAGAGCUGAAUAAGCGUCGUCUGGCGCUGCAAUCGCUGCAUGGUCAACGGAAGAGAAGCAGCAACACCAUCACAGUGGGCAGUGUACGCACUGGUGCAGCGGUCAAGAGCCAGAUGCCGGGCGUGGUGCAGGCGGAUGCUCCCAGCACAAGCCUCAUGCGCAAUGCCCUUCGCAAUGUGGAGGUCUUCAACGAUGAGAACACCGAUUUCAAUGUCCCGCCACCAGUCGAGCCGGAAGUGAAGUCCAGCUUACGUUCGAUCAUCGACGCGGCCCGUGGUCAGGAUAAUCUUAAGGAGCCGGUGGCUUGGAACAAGGCCCACGCCAAGCCUCACAAGCCUGGCAAGAUCUUCGGCUGCAAUGCCGCUCCAGACCUGGCCUUCGACAUACACGUGGAUGAACAAAAGCUGCCGCCCAUCACCAACUACGAGUUUCCGCCCAACUUUGUGGCGAAAAAUAAGCCGCAGGAGGCCUGGAUAACGCCAGUAACCAUUGAGGAUGAGCCCAACACAAACGGCCUGCCGUGCUACCAGAAGUGCAUGCUGUACCCGCGCCCCAACCUGGAGUUCUCCCCAGAGGAGUACCGCGCCUAUUGCUUCCUGAAGCGUCGAGAUCCCCAGCACGCAUUCGUGCUGCGCAACGAUGAGUGGUGGGGCACGGGCAACACCUUGAAGGGUGUGCGUCGCUAUCCAAAUUUUUCUAGUGUCUCCAAGCCGCAGCCGCUGGACGAGUUGGACAAGUACUACAAGCCGCCCCCUGUUCCGGGUCUGCAGGUCGUGUUUGACAAGCUCUACAACGACGAAGAGCAGCAGGAGUACCAGGCGGAGGAGCUCCUGGCGGCCAAGUGGCUGGAGAAGCGGAAUGUUACGGUGCACGGCAGCUUUGACAUGGAGGAGACUGUAUGCCUGCCCGGCAAUAAGAUGCCGCGUCGCAAGAGCUUCUUCCCUCCGGCCCAGCAGGAUUCGUCCAGGAAAUCCAUGAUGCCGCCACGUGUGUCCAUGGUCCAGGAGGAUGAUGCCGUCGAACAGGAGACAGCUGCAGCUAUAGCUUCAGUGCCUUCUCCUCCUCUAGUUGUACCGCAGCCGAAAAUAGUGCCGAUAGUGGAAAUCUUUGAAGAUUCGGAUCCAACUCCCGUCCCCAAGGAAGAUAAAGAUAACUUUGCGAUGCCUGCCCCACCGCUGCGCAAGAUCGAGAUAUACCAAGAUUCAGAAGAUCCGAUCCUGCCUUCGAACUUAAAACCUCCCAAAAGUGCCUUUUUCGAUGCGGACGAGACCUGCUCUACCCAAAUGUUCAACAUGUUCAUCAAGAACCAGGCGGUGAGCACGCCCAAGGGCUCCCAAAAGCAGGCACCGGCGCGACAGUUUGGCACCAUCCUCAAGGAGCUGCCUCCGGAUCCUGAGGAAGCUGUUUCUCCGGCAGCUGCGGCAGUCGAGUCCCCAGGGGAGACCCGCUCGCCGAAUCUGCGCAAGCAACUCUCGACGAUAUUGGAGACCUCGGAACACGGCACCCACAGCUCGGCGGCCACGACGACCAAGUCCACCAUUACAUCCACAUCCAGCUCUCCGGGAUCUCACACGGCCGUGGCGCUCUCCAGCCGGAGUGCGAGUGAAGAGUGCACUCCAGCAGGAGCGCGCCUGCAGCGUUUGGGUGCCUCUGAGCUGUCCACAGUCGGCGAGGAGCCCGAUCGUCAGUCUGGUGGGAACUUUUCGCGUCGCGAACUCUGGGAACCCAAUGCUCCCAGCGUGCCGAUGAUGAAGUCCCUGCGCUUCCAGGAGGACAAAACCGAGACCAUACCGAAGCCGCUUGCCCGCUUCCAGGAGGAUAAAACUGAGACUCUGCCCAGGCUUCCGACUGUCAUAGCGGAAGUUUCGCUCCAUCAGCGAUCGGCGGUUGCUGCCUCGAGCCUGGCCCCGCAAUUGCCCACGCUGGACGACGAGGACGACUUGUGUGCGCUGUUUGUGCAAACGCCGCCAAAGUUUAAGACAAUCGGCUAUCCGUUGCAGGGAAAUGCCGGCUCCAAGCGCAUCUGCGAUCAGACCACGCCAGAUUUCUUCGGCAAGUCCAUACGAGUGGCGCCGGAUGCCAAGAGUUCCUUUGCGAUGGCCAGUGGCAAAUGUGGUGUCAAUGUUUCUCAUUACAACGAAAUCGCCUUCCAAGAACUCAAUAUGAUUUUUGUGAUUCCUUUCAAAAUACUCUUCACUCUUCUGCUGACAAUGCUCGAUUUUAUCCAAAGAUUUCUUACGUACUGAUUCUAAAUUGCUUUGAGUUCGGUCUUGUUUAUCAUCUAAGUAUUCUGUUAACGCGUCAAUAUUACAACCCCUCUGUUGGACUCCGAAUAACAACACUGAAGGCAAUUCUUUCGUGGUCGAAUGAACUGAGUUAUUAAUUGCAUAUUCAGCCUUUAUUAAAAGUUUGCUCCAAUCUUCGUGAUUUAUUGGCUCAGUUAUUUUGGCGAGCAUAGCUUUCAUAGUUCUGUUAACCCGUUCUACCUGACCAUUCGCUUGGGGUGAAGCAGUUGCCACUUUCACGUGUUC